This is a messenger RNA of Paramecium tetraurelia, 939 nucleotides long. RefSeq lists its product as uncharacterized. Gene Ontology annotation, biological process: motile cilium assembly; cilium movement involved in cell motility; axoneme assembly. The transcript is spliced from 4 exons. The record is from RefSeq and is a predicted model, not a curated record. Gene Ontology annotation, cellular component: axoneme; radial spoke. NCBI's taxonomy places the organism in Eukaryota, Ciliophora, Oligohymenophorea, Peniculida, Parameciidae.
AUGGAAAUUUAUCGUAUUCCUGAAGACUUGAGAUUCGUAAAUCAGAUUGGUCAAACUCUUAGUGCAGAAGAGAAGAUCAAGUUAGAAAUAGCUUUGAUAAAGUUAGGCGAAACUUAGACAUUUGAUUAAUUGCUAUUUUGGGGAAGAAUCGAAGGAACAGUUGCCAAUUAUUAUAUUGCCAUUGGGUUGAAUUUCAAGAAUAAUUUUGAAUUCCCUCACAAAACAUUCUUCUACACUGCAAAUUUAAAGGAAUUCUAAAAUUUACCACCCCUCAAUCCAGAAUACAAAGAUUAAGUUGAAACUUUCAGACAGUUAUUUUCAGGAUAACCUGAAAAAAUACUCAUUAAUAUCACAGGUGAAGAUGGAGAUCAACCACCUGCUGAUUAACCUAAUCCAGAUGAACCUCAACAAGUUCUAAAAAAUGAUGAUGACUCCGAUGUUGAAAUAAAACCACCUCCCAAGAAUUUCUUGGAAGUGGAUAGAUUAGCCUAUGUGGUCAAUGCGAUUGAAUUCGAAUGUGCACUUCUCCCUGUUGGUGCAGUCAGAUUGACUCCUACUCAUGAAUUAAGAUAUAAUGAUUCAUUCGAAGGACUCAAUCUCUAAGAAGCAUCAAAAAUAUCCAAUUAUCAGCAUUUCAGAGCACCUCAGAGUCCCAACAAAAAGGCAUUGAUUGCAUAAGACGAUGCCCUUUUUCAUUAUGACUUCUUUGAUUAAUUGGAUGACCAUCCUGUAGGAUAAUGGAGUUUACAAACUGAUUCCUCCAAAUAUCAAGUCACUGUACGUAAUCUCUAAUGGCCAGGCUUCUUGGGUUAUCAUAGAGCAGGAACUAGAAUUUUUGGAUAUGCCUAUUUUGGUGAUGGUAUUAAGAAUGUAGAUUUGGCAUUUCAACUAUGAUUAAUAAUAAUAAAUAUCCAUGCAUUCAAAAUAAUUCAUAGUUUA